AUGGAGACAGAAAAAAAGCUAGAUGAUCCUUCCAAUGUAAAAACAGAAGGGUGUGAAAAGUGUGUACCAUUCAAAAGAAAAUCCCAAAGGAAGAAGCAUUACUGCCAGAGUGAUUUUGUGAUCCGUGGCAAGAUUAUGGGGAGCAGAAAAAUCGGUCUGGAGACACGGUACGACAUACAUGUGAAGCACGUAUUUAAAAACAAGUUUCCUCUUGUACACCGUGAAUAUGUUUGGGUAUCAAACCAGUGUGACUGUCCCAAACUUGAAGAUAAUCAAGAAUAUAUAAUGAUGCCUUCAAGACAUGUGAACCAUGAGCGUACGCUAAACAGAAUCUUGCUCUCCCCAAAUAGUUACAUCAGGCCAUGGACACAGCAAGAGGACCACCAGAUGCAACGCCUAAACAGAUUAUGUCGAUUGUCCUCCUGA
Molecule: messenger RNA, 426 nt
Organism: Staurois parvus
Lineage: Eukaryota; Metazoa; Chordata; Amphibia; Anura; Ranidae
Source: the annotation of a GenBank genome assembly